Solanum pennellii is the source of this 477-nucleotide messenger RNA. RefSeq lists its product as uncharacterized. The record is from RefSeq and is a predicted model, not a curated record. The transcript has a single exon. Bases 1 to 477 code for a protein of 158 amino acids. NCBI's taxonomy places the organism in Eukaryota, Viridiplantae, Streptophyta, Magnoliopsida, Solanales, Solanaceae.
AUGUUUAAUGUUAAGAACGCAGCCAGGCCAAAAGCUAUCUUCACACUAUGGAUUCGGUUGAAUAGAAAGCUAGCAACAGUGGAUAGACUUGCUAAAUGGGGAUUGGUACAUGAUACAACCUGUGUACUGUGUAAAAAUGUGGAUGAAAGUCUGGAUCAUAUGUUCUUACAGUGUCAUUAUGCAGGGGAAGUAUGGGAAAGAGUAUUAACAUGGGCUGGUAUUCACAACAACAGGCCAAAGACUUGGGCACAGUUUAUGCAAUGGAGUAUUCAACAUGGGAAAGGGAAGACUACAAAAGCUCAACUAUUCAAGAUGAUCCUAGUUGAAGGUGUCUAUGCUGUGUGGAAUGAGAGAAACAAGAGAAUUUUUGAAGACAAGAAGUGCUUGAUAGAUGAGGUAGUUAAGAAUAUAGCCUAUGUAACUACUGUUAGAUCUCCUAUUAGUAUUAACAAGAUUAUUAGUCAUAGGAAGAUUUGA